This is a messenger RNA of Solanum pennellii, 1011 nucleotides long. RefSeq lists its product as uncharacterized. The record is from RefSeq and is a predicted model, not a curated record. The coding region runs from base 1 to 1011 and encodes 336 amino acids. NCBI's taxonomy places the organism in Eukaryota, Viridiplantae, Streptophyta, Magnoliopsida, Solanales, Solanaceae. The transcript has 5 exons.
AUGUCGAAACCAAAAAAAGUUCGAGGAUAUACAACAUGUAAGGAUAUUCAUGCAAGAAAUUUGGAAGAAAGAAAGGAGGUGACAUUUGAUAAAGGACAAGCGGUGGGACCAACUAAUAAGAUAGUGUCACAAUUAAGCAACUUUAUAGGAACAAUUGCAAGGAAUCCUAGAUUCAUCAGCUUGAUGUACACUAGUUGGCAUGUGGUGCCAAAUGAUAGUAAAAAGCGCAUGGGGGAAUACGUCAAUUCAGAAGGAAAGAAGUGGGUGAUGACUGGUCUUCGUGAUGCUUGGAGGCGACACAAGCAAAAAAUUAAAAAGAAUUUUUCUGAUAAAAACAGUACCCUUGAGGAUAUGCUAGCAAAAUGUCCUGAUGGCAUUCCACAUAAUCAAUUCCGCCAGAUGAUCGAGUAUUGGAAACACCCAACUGUUCAACGUGCAGCCAAAGACAACAACGAAGAACCAUCAAAGCCUGAAACAUUUAUUGCAACUCGUACCAAGACGGGAAAGGAAAUCCAGGCUGAUACACAAAUUGCAAUAGCUGAACUUCAAAAUCGCCAAAAUUCUGGGAAAAUAGCUGAUGAUGCAUUUAGGGCAGUGUUUGGAAUGAAGCAGCCUGGUCGAGUUAGGUGCUAUGGUAGAUCAUUGACAACAAGUUCUUUGAAUAAAGAUGAGGAAAUUAACAAUCUAAAACAAAAGCAUGCCGAUGAAAUCACUUCACUAAAGGAAGAAUUGAGAGAAGAAAUGCGACAUUUGUUCACUCAUUUGCUGCAAAACAACCCUGGAUUGAAUUUUCAAGAUAUACCAGGGUGUGUUGGAUCUAACCUUGCUUCACCUAUUGAUGCAAGUAGUGCACAAGCUGUAAGAGGCACAAAUCUUCCAUUUUCUUCGGGAUCAGCUCAAGAUUCGGUUCUUCAAAAGGCGAUGAACACAAUUAGGACAACUGCGAGAAGAGUAGGCGAAGGGAUUCCGAAGGCGGGAGCUACACCCCAAGGCAAUCGAAUUGCUCCUUAA